AACAUGGACGGUGAACGACCUCAUAUGGUCAUUGGCGUUGACCUGGGGAUGACUUGCACGGGAGUCGCAUACACAAAUUUUUCUAUAGGUAGUUCGACAGUCCGAUGGGUACAAAAAUGGCCCGGUCGCAUGCAAGCCAACGAGAACAAGGUUCCCACGGUGGUUGUCUAUCCAAACGAUGACCCGAAACCCUCCUCUUGGGGCUUCGCCUCGGAAGCUGCCACAGAAAAUAACGCGAUCGACAAAGAAUACAAAGAGUGGUUCAAGACAAAUCUGGAUCCCAUUCAUUUGGCCAAAGAACAGCACAGAGACCCGGAGAAUGCACCUCAUAGCAUGAAGGAGGUAGAAAAAUGGUAUGAGGAUUAUCUAAGGAAGAUGUAUGAUUAUUUGUCCUACAAAUUGGGUCUUGAGUUGAGUGGCACGACUUGGGAUCAAGCGCGCGUCGAAUUUAUCUUCUCUGUACCUACGACAUGGCCUACUAUUCCCGUGGUAGAAAGAUUCCGCCAACUGGUCCUUGCAGCUGGCUUUGGAUCUAUACCAUCCCAUACAGUCUCCAUCGGACUCACCGAAGCUGAAGCAGCGGCUGUUCACAUAUCUACUGAAGCGCCUGGCAUCUUCAAGCCCAACGAUAUCCUACUCGUCUGCGAUGCAGGAGGUGGCACGACCGAUCUUUCUGUUCUGCGAAUAUCCCCAUUCUCCAACGAGCAAGAUAUGCAAUUACAACAGCUAGAUGUUGUUUUCGGUGAUGCGAUUGGCUCCGCGACCAUAGAUUGGGAGUUCGAAAACGCCAUAUCGGAGCGCCUGGAACGUGCCAAUGAAACAGAGCCUCUCGGCAUUGACUUCACGAACGCUGGCUAUGAGAUGACAAAGUCCAGAGACUUUCAAGCUGUCAAGUGCGAGUACGGCGCUCCGGACGAUACCCCCAUCUUCUCUGUCGCUGUCCCACGUUUGCCAUAUUCGUACAACCACAAGGACCCCGACAUUGGUAUUCGAGGGGGAGAAAUGACGUUUAGGCGAGAGGACCUCCAACGAGUCUUCGACGAUCAGAUCAAGAAGCUGAUCAAACUCAUCGACACGCAGUUCCUCAAGCUCGAUAUCAGAUACCCGGGAGAGCAGGUACGCCAUCUGGUGCUAAGCGGCGGCCUCGGCAAUAGCGCUUACGUUCAACAACGUCUCCGGGAAACAUACUCAUCCUCAUCUCUCCCUAACGCACAGAAUGUGUCACUUCGGAUCUCCCCUGAUCCGCAACUCGCUGUUUGUAAAGGCAUCGUGGGUGAUCGGGUCCGCAAAAUCCUCACCUCCCAGUCCGUUCUCAGCACCCGGUGUUGUCGGUCAAGCUACGGCACAGUUUGCAAAGUCCGCUUCGACAAAUAUAAUCCGGAACACAUUGGUAAAGAACAAUAUCAAGAUCCACACGAUCGCAAGUGGUAUCUCGUGGAUGCCAUAGCGUGGUUCGUCAAGAAGGGCCAUCCGGUCAUCGUUGACGAACCUAUCAGUCAUCACUUCAAUAAGAAAUUAGCUCCUGGAGAUCCCAAUCGAGCCUUCGCAACCGACGUCAUAGAGAGUUCACUAGACGCCGAAAAGCUCCCGAUUGUAAUGAAUAAGGAUACCCACGUUCUUUGUGCAAUCUCUUCCGACCUCUCUACUCUUGCCACAUCGCGAUUCGAACAGCGCAAGAAACAUUUCUGGUCGUCGGGGAAACCCUACCUACAGAUCUCGUACGAAAUCCGUGUGCUCGUCGGCCCGGCAGACCUCCGGUUCGAGUUAUGGUUCGAAAAUGAGAAACUCUCAAAGGACACAAGUAUCAGUGUUCAAUGGAUGCCUGCUCCCAACAGCACGGCUGAUUCCUCUGUUGAUGUGGGUGCGGGUGCGAACGGAAAAGCGGAAUUGGCCGGCGUGACCGCAAUCACCAGCGCUACCGGCGGAUUGGUUGAAGCGGGAGGUAAAGAAAUUGGUCGUGGCAAGACGGAAGGAAAGCCCGUGGAAGAUGAAGGUAAGAAAAAGAAGGGGAAGAAGUAUACAUUGAAGAUGGGGAGGAUAGGACGGUGAGAGUCACUCGCAAGUAUCGUUUUUUCUCUGGAGGGUAUGGCGUUAUUAGCAUUGUCAAUUUCGAAUUCACAGGCUGUAAGAUAUAAGGUAGUAGCGGUAGUGUUAGUUCAAGAGUUGAGUAAAUUAUACCUCUUUAUCGCCCGUGUCCCGGUCAGUGUGGAGAGCAACUUGGCAUUCUAAAACUACGGAAACUUCUAGGGAAAUGACAUCCAAGAGAAAGGCUGAAAAUACAGAAGAGAUUCUGACAUGGAGGGGAGGUAUAAGACAAAAGAAAUCAAUAACAUUCGACAUGUUUCCCUUUUUUUUGGCCCUACUUUUGAAAAAAAUGGAGGGCAAAAAUGCAAACACACAUUGCGCCACAUCCUAGCUUUCUCCAAGCAUGUGAUAAAUUGAUCGAUCCGAGUAUCCGGUACUAGGUUUCGUAGUCCCUGCGAUUUUUGGUCAACAGGGACAUCUGAGAUGCUCUCAUGAUCUCCCCUUCAGUCAGCUGUCUGCACAUGAACUUAUAUUUGUUGUUCUGAAUUGAAGACAAAAUGUCCAUCUGCAAAUUUGUAUACAGACAGCGGUUAGUCCAUUCUGCAGAAUCACUGCCGCCUUUUGCCUCCUCAACUCUCAUACGUUCCCGAUGCUCCUCAAGCUUUGCAUAAUCUUUGUACACCCCCUUCGCAUUCCAGAAUUCUCCGAGCUUCAAGUAAAGGCUGUUGAUCAUUUUGAUGUCUUUUUUUGUGGCGAAUGGCUGUUCUCUGUUCGGAAGCUGGCCGUUGUGGUAGUUUUUGAGUAGCCAUUCUUCCACGUUCUGGCUGUCGUCGUGCGCGUGAAAUUCCGUGUAAAGGAGAUCGAUCCACUCAGAUACCGAACCCGGGAAGACGGGGUAUUCGCUAAGUUCCUUGACCCGCACUGGCUGUGUGGCUGUAGUAUUCUGGGGGGAUGAUUCCUGGGUAGCUCGGUCCUCCUCUGGGACAUGUGGGUCUUGGUGAGGGUAUGACAUCUCGAUUCUAUGGUUGAGAAGAUGUGCGAUGAUUGUUUUUCCAGCAAGAUAUGAGACU
This is a messenger RNA of Periconia digitata, 3095 nucleotides long. The record is from the annotation of a GenBank genome assembly. NCBI's taxonomy places the organism in Eukaryota, Fungi, Ascomycota, Dothideomycetes, Pleosporales, Periconiaceae.